CUUCCCGAAGCUCGCCGAGUUCACCUUGCAGCUCAUUCUCACCAAUUUUUGUCCCUUUGCUCACCUCUAAAGUCAUCAGGAUGCCUCCAAAGCUGCCGCCAUUGCGCUUCGUGCGCUCAGUCUUCAACUCCUUCACAAAGGACUCUGGACUUGAGCCGAGACUUCUUGGCAACAACUUCCGGGUGACUGGCGCAUCGGUAGGCAAGGUCGACUUUGAGUUGGCAAUUCAGAAGGAGCACACAAAUCGUCUCUCCACGAUUCAUGGCGGAACCCUUGCUAGUCUUGUUGACCUCGGUGGCUCUCUCGCCGUCGCUUCCAAGGGACGGUUCAUGACUGGUGUCUCGACUGACAUUAACGUCACCUAUCUCAACCCCGGAGGCAAACCUGGCGACAUCAUGACGGGUACAGCUACAUGUGACAAGAUGGGAAAAACGCUUGCAUACACGACAGUCACAUUCUUCAACAAUAAGGGCGAAUUGGCUGCAAGAGGAAGCCACACUAAGUUCAUUGCCAAGACCUGGGGGUCAGAGGACUUUGUUGCACCCGACGAGUAUGUUGUUGAGGAAGAAAAAUGAAACACAUGGUGAACCCAGAGUCCACGGGCUGCAUUUACACAAGU
Colletotrichum godetiae is the source of this 619-nucleotide messenger RNA. Its product is annotated as thioesterase superfamily protein. Gene Ontology annotation, molecular function: fatty acyl-CoA hydrolase activity. The transcript is spliced from 8 exons. Bases 81 to 575 code for a protein of 164 amino acids. Lineage: Eukaryota; Fungi; Ascomycota; Sordariomycetes; Glomerellales; Glomerellaceae. The record is from RefSeq and is a predicted model, not a curated record.